This is a messenger RNA of Vespula pensylvanica (western yellowjacket), 596 nucleotides long. RefSeq lists its product as uncharacterized. NCBI's taxonomy places the organism in Eukaryota, Metazoa, Arthropoda, Insecta, Hymenoptera, Vespidae. The record is from RefSeq and is a predicted model, not a curated record. The transcript is spliced from 2 exons. The coding region runs from base 91 to 549 and encodes 152 amino acids.
GUUACAGAGAAAGAAAGUAUAAAGGUGAGACGCAAACCAUGCUACCUUUAUUCUUUAAUACUCGUAUGAAUCGUAUCGAAUGUCGUCGGAAUGCGUUUUUAUAUAGUUUUUUAUAUAAUUUUUUUAUAUAUGACAUUUAAUAUGAUCGAUGAGAUUGAAUGUACAAUCAUAACAGACACAAAGAGGACUUUACCGUCUGAUUUUUGGCCAUCCAAUUGGUGGAAAACCUUACAGAAUCUUUUGUUAAACGGUGGACUUUGGAAAUUACGUAAAAAUACUGAAGCCGGUAUUCUCAGGCUGGUUUCUCCUUUGAAUGGAAAAACCGGUCCUAUAAUGAUUGCGUUCAAGCCCGAAGACGGUCCACGAGCUUCUUACGCAUAUCAGCAAAGAUUCGGAUUUCGUGGUUGCAGACUUAUUGAAUUACUGGGAACCGGUUUUAAUUCCUAUCAACAAGGAAUCAAGCAACCUUUGUUAGCGUUCUCACUAACUCCACCUCUUCCAUAUUCUUGGCGAACGUUUUCAAAAGAUGUCUCUUCAGAAAUAAUUUAAUUAUAAUGAUGACAGUGAUAAUGGUUAUAAAGAAUGUAGAAAAUCAA